Molecule: messenger RNA, 999 nt
Organism: Lethenteron reissneri (Far Eastern brook lamprey)
Lineage: Eukaryota; Metazoa; Chordata; Hyperoartia; Petromyzontiformes; Petromyzontidae
Product: olfactory receptor 10A6-like
Biological process (GO): detection of chemical stimulus involved in sensory perception of smell; G protein-coupled receptor signaling pathway
Cellular component (GO): membrane
Molecular function (GO): olfactory receptor activity; odorant binding; G protein-coupled receptor activity
Source: RefSeq, a predicted model, not a curated record
AACAAGGCGAUGAUGGAGAACAAAAGCUCCGUGCUCUACCUCGCCACAUUUGAAGCCCCGUACCCUGUGCAGGUGCUCAUAUUCAGCCUGUGCCUUGCGAUGUACCUAACUACAACUGCAGCCAAUCUGCUGGUGCUCGUAACGGUGGCAGUGUCCACAGACUUACACAAGCCCAUGCACAUAUUUUUGUGCAAUCUUGUGAUUGGCGACAUCAUUGGCAGCACAGGUGGCUUGCCCAAGCAACUGCAUGUCCUCCUGACGGGCAACAGAGAGAUCAUGUUCAUUCCAUGUGUCGCACAGAUGUUCACACUUCACACAUUCGCCUUAAAUGAGAUUUUUACAUUGGCUCUUAUGUCUGUUGAUCGCUACCUGGCCAUCUGCUAUCCAUUGCACUACCACACCAAGGUUACUGCAAAGAGAUCCAUUUUCAUCGCAUUACUGUCCUGGCUGAUUUCAAUCAUUUCAGUCAGCAUUCAAGCCACAUUUCUUCUUUCAAUUACAUUAAAAGAAAAUAACAGGCAAAUCCAGGGCAUAGCCUGUGAUAACGUUGGCAUUGUAAGUUUAGCCGCCAACGACACUAGCAAAAUAGAGAUGUAUGGAAAAUCCAAGAUUUUCCUAACCGUUGGCUUUCCUUUCUGUGUCAUUGCGUUCACCUACGUUCGGAUUCUUGUCGAGUGCAAGAACUCGAACUCCACCGAGUUCAGGAGCAAAGCUCUGCACACAUUCGGCACGCAUUUCAUGGCGCUCGCCGUCUUUUUCACGGUGCUUUUCUUAGACAUCCUUUUGCCGCGCUUUGUGAAGAAUGCCGACAGCGAGGGCGUGAGAAACUUGAGAUCCUCAGUUCAGUUGGUGUUCUUGCUCAGCCCGGUUGCGAACGUACUCAUUUACUGCCUCCGUACGACUGAGUUGAGACUCGCAAUUAGUAAGCACUUCAAGAAGAUCUCGCCUCGUGUGCAUUCCUGUAAAACCAUCAAAUAUCACCUUUCAGGUCAUUGUUGA